Carlito syrichta (Philippine tarsier) is the source of this 1198-nucleotide messenger RNA. It is a transcript of the gene G6PC2, whose product is annotated as glucose-6-phosphatase catalytic subunit 2. The transcript has 5 exons. Gene Ontology annotation, molecular function: glucose-6-phosphatase activity. NCBI's taxonomy places the organism in Eukaryota, Metazoa, Chordata, Mammalia, Primates, Tarsiidae. Gene Ontology annotation, cellular component: membrane. Bases 78 to 1145 code for a protein of 355 amino acids. The record is from RefSeq and is a predicted model, not a curated record. Gene Ontology annotation, biological process: glucose 6-phosphate metabolic process; gluconeogenesis.
GGCACUGUAUAAAAAAGGUAGGACUCAGAGCACUUCAGCUCCAAUUGUCCUCUGUGUAGAACUACCUCUUUUUCAAGAUGGAUCUUCUUCAUAUGAAUGGUGUGCUCAUAAUUCAACGUUUACAGAAGGACUACCGAGCUUACUACGAUUUUCUAAACUUUAUGUCCAAUGUUGGAGACCCCAGGAAUAUCUUUUCUAUUUAUUUUCCACUUUGGUUUCAACUUAAUCAGACAGUUGGAACCAAGAUGAUAUGGGUAGCAGUCAUUGGGGACUGGUUCAAUCUUAUAUUUAAAUGGAUAUUAUUUGGUCAUCGGCCAUACUGGUGGGUCCAAGAAACUCAGAUUUACCCAAAUCAUUCAAGUCCAUGCCUUGAACAGUUCCCCACUACCUGCGAAACAGGUCCAGGAAGUCCAUCUGGCCAUGCAAUGGGCUCAUCAUGUGUCUGGUACGUCAUGGUGACUGCUGCCCUGAGCCACACUGUCAGUCAGAUGAGUAAGAGCUCCAUCACUCUGCACAGACUGACCUGGUCAUUUCUUUGGAGUCUUUUUUGGUUGAUUCAAAUCAGUGUCUGCAUCUCCAGAGUAUUCAUAGCAACACAUUUUCCUCAUCAAGUUAUUCUUGGAGUAAUUGGUGGUAUGCUGGUGGCAGAGGGCUUUGAGCACACUCCAGGCAUCCAAACGGCCAGCCUGGGCACAUACUUGAAGACCAAUCUCUUCCUCUUCCUCUUUGCUAUUGGCUUUUACCUGCUUCUCAGACUACUCGACAUUGACCUGCUGUGGUCUGUGCCCACUGCCAAAAAGUGGUGUGCUAACCCUGAUUGGAUCCACAUUGACACCACACCUUUUGCUGGACUCGUGAGAAACCUUGGGGUGCUCUUUGGCUUAGGCUUUGCAAUCAACUCAGAAAUGUUCCUUAUGAGCUGCAGAGGGGAAAACAGCUGCAAGCUGAGCUUCCGGUUGCUCUGUGCCUUCACUUCGUUGACCACACUGCAGCUCUACCAUUUCAUCCAGAUCCCAACUCAUGAAGAGCAUCUAUUUUAUGUGCUGUCUUUUUGUAAAAGUGCAUCCAUCCCGCUGACUGUGGUUGCUCUGAUUCCCUACUGUAUUCAUAUGUUGAUGAAACCAAGUGAAAUGAAGACUAAAUAGGGACAUGCAGAGUGCUCUGUGGUCACAAGAUGAUCACCCUUCUCCAUCUGCCA